Sugiyamaella lignohabitans is the source of this 897-nucleotide messenger RNA. It is a transcript of the gene TRM7, whose product is annotated as Trm7p. NCBI's taxonomy places the organism in Eukaryota, Fungi, Ascomycota, Dipodascomycetes, Dipodascales, Trichomonascaceae. Gene Ontology annotation, cellular component: cytoplasm. Gene Ontology annotation, biological process: cytoplasmic translation; tRNA methylation. The transcript has a single exon. Bases 1 to 897 code for a protein of 298 amino acids. The record is from RefSeq and is a predicted model, not a curated record. Gene Ontology annotation, molecular function: tRNA methyltransferase activity.
AUGGGUAAAAGUAGUAAAGACAAGAGAGAUCUUUACUAUAGAAAGGCCAAAGAAGAAGGCUGGAGAGCCAGAUCCGCUUUUAAGCUUCUACAACUGGAUUCGCAAUUCCAUCUUCUGAAAGGACUCAAUAGAGUAGUAGAUCUAUGUGCCGCUCCUGGAUCCUGGUCGCAGGUUCUUUCUAGAUCAUUGCCAGAGGACUCGGCCAAGAUUGUUGCUGUGGAUCUUCAACCUAUGGCUCCUAUCAAGGGCGUAACUUCAAUUCAAGCAGAUAUCACCCAUCCCAAAACUUUGAAAAGAAUUCUAGACAUUUUUGGCGGAGAACCGGCCGACUUCGUAUGCUCAGAUGGAGCUCCUGAUGUCACUGGACUACAUGAUCUGGACGAGUAUAUCCAAGCUCAGCUUAUUUUAUCUGCAUUACAACUUGCCACAGCAUUACUUCGUCCUGGCGGUGCAUUUGUUGCCAAGAUUUUUCGAGGAAGAGAUAUUGACCUCAUGUACUUUCAACUGGGUCUACUCUUUGAGAGGGUCACCUGUGCGAAACCACGAUCCUCUCGAGGUUCCUCUUUAGAAGCAUUCAUUGUAUGUCAAGGAUACAAACCACGACCUGGAUGGGUUCCUAGUAUUAUUAAUGAGGUGUUUUCCACAGAGGAGUACUUUAAGAAGAUGGGAAUAGAGCGUCCUUUGAUCGUGGAUUUGGAUGGAGAGUAUGAAGAAGAAGAGCGGGUAGUUGCACCUUUUGUAGCAUGCGGAGACCUCAGUGAGUAUGAUUCAGAUGCCACAUACACUAUAGAACGAUCAACUGCUCGAGUGAGUCUUGAUCCGGUUCAGAGUCCUACUGCACCUCCAUAUAAAACAGCUAUCGAGCUCAAACGCAAGGGUAUAAUCAAGCGUACAUGA